This is a messenger RNA of Aspergillus niger, 852 nucleotides long. RefSeq lists its product as uncharacterized. The coding region runs from base 1 to 852 and encodes 283 amino acids. The record is from RefSeq and is a predicted model, not a curated record. The transcript has a single exon. Lineage: Eukaryota; Fungi; Ascomycota; Eurotiomycetes; Eurotiales; Aspergillaceae. Gene Ontology annotation, molecular function: formyltetrahydrofolate deformylase activity. Gene Ontology annotation, biological process: 'de novo' IMP biosynthetic process.
AUGAGCUACAUCCUCACCCUCUCCUGCCCCGACCGCCCGGGCAUCGUCCACGCCGUGACCGCCUACCUGGUGCAACAGAACCUCAACAUCAUCGACAGCAGCCAAUAUGGCGACCCGACCAGCCAGCGCUUCUUCAUGCGCGUGCACUUCAAGGAUGAAUCCUCUCCCGCCAAGUCCCUCGACGACCUGCGCACCGCUUUCCAGCCCACCGCCGAGUCCCUGACCAUGACCUUCCAGCUCGUCCCCGCCUCCUCCAAGCCCCGCGUGUUGAUCAUGGUCUCUAAGAUCGGCCACUGCCUCAACGACCUCCUCUUCCGCGCCUCGACUGGCCAGCUCCCCAUCGAGAUCCCCCUCAUCGUUUCCAACCACCCCGACUUCGCUACCCUGGCUGCUACCUACAACAUCCCCUUCUUGCAUCUCCCCGUGACCGCCGACACCAAGCCCCAGCAGGAGGGACGCAUCUUGGAGCUGAUCCGCGAACACAACAUUGAUCUGGUUGUCCUGGCCCGCUACAUGCAAGUGCUGUCGCCUAUGCUGUGCGAGGCCAUGUCUGGAAAGAUCAUCAACAUUCAUCACAGUUUCUUGCCCAGUUUCAAGGGUGCUAAGCCUUACCACCAGGCUUUUGACCGCGGUGUCAAGAUUGUCGGUGCUACGGCGCACUUUGUCACCAGUGAUUUGGAUGAGGGUCCGAUUAUUGAGCAGAAUGUUGUGCGUGUCAACCACGCUAUGAGCCCCAAGGAGUUGACUCAUGCUGGAUCCAACGUUGAGAGCAAUGUCUUGGCUACGGCGGUGAAGUACUUCGCUGAGCGGAGAGUCCUGCUCAACGGACACAAGACUGUUGUCUUCAACUAG